This is a messenger RNA of Aspergillus nidulans FGSC A4, 330 nucleotides long. RefSeq names its product putative quinol monooxygenase. The transcript has 3 exons. The record is from RefSeq and is a predicted model, not a curated record. The coding region runs from base 1 to 330 and encodes 109 amino acids. Lineage: Eukaryota; Fungi; Ascomycota; Eurotiomycetes; Eurotiales; Aspergillaceae.
AUGUCCUCCAAGGAGCUUUAUAACGUCGUCAGACUCGUCCCUAAACCAGGCAAAUUCAACGAGGUCGCAGAAGCAUUCAGGACGCUUUCGAAAUACGUCGAGGAGAACGAACCCAAAACCCAAAUCUACUUUGCGCUUCAGCCGCAGGGAACUGAGGAGUUUGUUCUUGUUGAGAAAUACACUGACUCCCAGAACCUCAAGGAGCAUGCGUCCACGGCGGCGUUCAAGCAGUUUUCAAAAGCAAUUGGUGGAUGGUUAGCCCAGGCGCCUGAGAUCAAAAGGGCAGGUUUUGUCGCUGGGUUUGACGGGAGGACUAAGGCAAAGCUUUAG